Linderina pennispora is the source of this 381-nucleotide messenger RNA. RefSeq lists its product as uncharacterized. Lineage: Eukaryota; Fungi; Kickxellomycota; Kickxellomycetes; Kickxellales; Kickxellaceae. The transcript has 2 exons. The coding region runs from base 1 to 381 and encodes 126 amino acids. The record is from RefSeq and is a predicted model, not a curated record.
AUGAGCUUUCGGCCUUUGCAUUCCUCUUCUUCUCCCAACACUUUCCACUCUAGACCUUUUUCGCCACCUGAUGAAAGCGGACAGAGUCCAGUCGAACUGACAGACCUUACAAUACACACAGACAUGGGUCGUAUUGACGGCUACCGCGAAGCACCCUCGCCCGACCAGCCGCUGCUCCGCAGCGAGUUCUCCAGCAUAGCGUCGCGCGAGAGCUCAAGAGAAUUUAGCGAGGAAGGAUUGGCACAGCACCGUGCAUCGACGGCAUCGGCCGAGGAACUGACGGACUUUGAGCAGGCGUGGGGACAGAGACGUUACGGCUACCAAUUCCUGGCGCUGGUAAGCAACCGCUUUGCGGGGGAGCUGGCUAAGGGCUUAUCGUAG